AUGACUAUCAUCACUUCAAUGCAAACUAAAUAUCCACGCUCACCAUUUAAAUUGUUUCUGGAAGCAUCCAGAUCGGAAGACCCUUCAUUUUCCUUGAAAAAUCUCAAAGAUUCGAUAAGAAAUAGUCCACAACAAGAUGGAGAUGAAGUGACUAUGGUCCAAAUCCGAGAACAUCUGAGAAUGGAAGAUUGGGUUGAUAUGAAAAAAGAAGCAGUGGAGAGAUCACUGUACUGUUAUAAAUCCGAUGGACCCUUUUCGUUCAAAACCAAACUUGCCUUUCUCUCCGGAUGUUUCAUAUUCGGAGUCAUUUGUUGUCAAUUGGUUUACAAUUUGUAUCUUGGCCAGGAGCUAUCAUUUGAAACUAGAGUUGUGUUAAUAGCCACCACGUUUGCUUUCCCGUUUUUUGGCACUGUACUUUCGCUUAGGCGAGGAGGCGGUAACAGUGACUGGUUCAACGACGACGAGUACAAUGAGAACUAUAAUUCAAUAAAGGUGUCCGAACUGAAACAACGCCAGCUUAAACUCAUCGAUUGCUACCUGAAUCAAGUGUUACCGAUGGAAGCGGAAAUUGAAGCUAGUCGUUAUCGACAUGACGUUUUAGCAAUGAUCGUUACUGGAGAAUGGAUGUUUUAUACUUUCUUCCAAUUUUGCUAUUCAAUCUAUCAUCUGUCAAACAACUGGUCUAACAAGGAGAUUCGAGAUAUGGACACUAUGGAUGCUGCAAUCUCUGGACACGUGUUUUUAACUCUCAGUAUCUGGCUCAUCAUCUUUUGGCAUGCAUGGAAGAUAGCUAGGCGUACUGUUAAACACACAAAGCAAGCUGACUGUGGAGCAGUCCACUUCUGA
Caenorhabditis remanei is the source of this 846-nucleotide messenger RNA. RefSeq lists its product as uncharacterized. The transcript is spliced from 3 exons. The record is from RefSeq and is a predicted model, not a curated record. NCBI's taxonomy places the organism in Eukaryota, Metazoa, Nematoda, Chromadorea, Rhabditida, Rhabditidae. Bases 1 to 846 code for a protein of 281 amino acids.